Messenger RNA from Chlorella variabilis, 2868 nucleotides. RefSeq lists its product as hypothetical. Gene Ontology annotation, cellular component: cytoplasm. The record is from RefSeq and is a predicted model, not a curated record. Gene Ontology annotation, molecular function: 1,4-alpha-glucan branching enzyme activity; hydrolase activity, hydrolyzing O-glycosyl compounds; cation binding. The transcript is spliced from 20 exons. Gene Ontology annotation, biological process: glycogen biosynthetic process. The coding region runs from base 93 to 2477 and encodes 794 amino acids. NCBI's taxonomy places the organism in Eukaryota, Viridiplantae, Chlorophyta, Trebouxiophyceae, Chlorellales, Chlorellaceae.
CGGUCGGGAGGUACAGAGCCAGCAGCGAGCAGCAGCGGCCUUCACCAGACUGCGCCUGCACUUCGGAGGGUCGAGCCACCGUUCAGCCCCUAAUGCGAGCAACAGGGGCCUCCUCCGCCCGCCCGAUGAUGGCCUCUCGCAGCUGCAACACCAGCCGGGCCGGUUCGCAGCCUGCCGCCCACCUUCCCGCCAGAGCGCCUACUGCAGCGGCGGCAGGCGCCCAGGCAGCCCUGCCGGGCAGCGCUAUGCGGCCUGCUGGCAAGCCGCAGCGCUCCGUGGCCGCCGCGGCAGCCUCCGCAGAGCCCAGGACGCAAGCAGCAACGCCAGAGCAGGGCCUGGCCAUCAUCGACAUCGACCCCAACCUGGCUGCCCACGAGGAGCACCUGCGGUACCGCUGGAACCAGUACACCUCCACCCUGGCUUCCAUCGAGCAGAACGAGGGCAGCCUGGCCAACUUUGCAAAGGGCUGCGACCGCUACGGCAUUGUGCACGAGAAGGGCAAGUUGGUGUACCGCGAGUGGGCUCCCGGCGCCGCCGAGGCGCAGAUCAUCGGCGACUUCAACGGCUGGCAGCCCACCCCCAUGGAGCGCGACGAUUUCGGCACCUGGAGCGUCAAGCUGGAUGAGGGCGCCAUCCCCCACGGCAGCCGCGUGAAGAUCCGCAUGCGGCACCCAGGCGGCUGGUGGGUGGACCGCAUCCCAGCCUGGAUCAAGUGGGCCACAGUGCCCCAGGGCGUGAUGGGAGCCAAGUACGACGGCAUCCACUGGGACCCCCCGCCUUACGAGCGCCACGUGUGGCGCAACCUGCGCCCGCGCCGCCCCGCGUCGCUGCGCAUCUACGAGGCACACGUGGGCAUGAGCUCCGAGGAGGACACGGUCGCCACUUACACCUACUUCAAGGACAACGUGCUGCCGCGCAUCAAGGCGCUGGGCUACAACGCAAUCCAGCUCAUGGCGGUGCAGGAGCACGCCUAUUACGGAUCCUUUGGCUACCACGUCACCAACCCUUUUGCCGUCAGCAGCAGAUCAGGCACCCCCGAGGAGCUCAAGGCGCUGAUUGACGAGGCGCACGGCAUGGGCAUCAGCGUGCUGCUGGACGUGGUGCACUCCCACAUCUCAUCCAACGCAGACGACGGCCUGGCGGGGUUCGACCUGGGGCAGCCCGAGGAGGCCAACUACUUCAAGCAGGGCGAGGCUGGGUACCACAGCCAGUGGGACAGCAAGCUGCUCAACUACCGCAACUACGAGACGCUGCGGUACCUGCUGUCCAACCUGCGGUACUGGCUGGAGGAGAUGCAGUUUGACGGCUUCCGCUUCGACGGCGUCACAUCCAUGCUGUACCACCACCACGGCAUCAACUACGGCUUCAGCGGCGGCUACCACGAAUACUUCUCCCCUGCCACCAACGUGGAUGCGGUGGUCUACCUGAUGCUGGCCAACCAGCUGAUCCGCGAGAUCAACCCCGAGGCCAUCACCAUUGCAGAGGAUGUGUCGGGCAUGCCGGCGCUGUGCCGCCCUGUGUCUGAGGGCGGGGUGGGCUUUGACUACCGCCUGGGCAUGGGCCUGCCCGACUACUGGAUCGAGCUGCUGAAGCACGUCAAGGAUGAGGACUGGAAGAUGAGCGCCCUGGUGGGGCGCCUGUGCGACAGGCGGUACACCGAGAAGACGAUUGGCUACUGCGAGAGCCACGACCAGGCGCUGGUGGGAGACCAGACCGUGGCCUUCCGGCUGAUGGGCGCCGAGAUGUACACGGGCAUGUCGGCGCUGCAGGAGCCCACAGAGGUCAUCCAGCGGGGCAUGGCCCUGCACAAGAUGAUCCGCGCCGUCACCAUGGCCCUGGGCGGUGAGGGCUACCUCAACUUCAUGGGCAACGAGUUUGGGCACCCCGAGUGGCUCGACUUCCCGCGCGAGGGCAACGACUGGAGCUACCACUACUGCCGCCGCCAGUGGACGCUAGUGGACACAGACCAUCUGCGGUUCAAGUUCCUGAACGCCUGGGAUGCCGCCUGCCUGGCCCUGGACGAUCGCCACCCCUACAUCUCCUCCACCUGGCAGUGGGCCACCAUGAUUGAUGACGAGAAGCAGGUCAUCGUGGCUGAGCGGGGCCCGCUGGUCUGGGUGUUCAACUUCUCUCCCCACAGCGACUACGAGGGGCUGCAGGCGAGACGGCUGGCUGGGGCUGGGGCCGGGGAUCCAGGGGCGGCCAGCCCGGGCAAGUACCGCGUCAUCCUGGACUCUGAUGCCUGGGACUUUGGCGGGGCGGGGCGGGUGGGCCACGAUGUGGACCACUUCUCGGCGCCCGCCGGCACCGAGGAGGAGCCCGACAAGACGUACUACAGCCGGGGGCAGUUCAUUUAUGUGCUCUCGCCCUCCCGCACUGUGGUGGCCUACAAGAAGGUGGAGGAGGGGCCUGGGGCGCCGCCCGCGGGGCCGCCGCCCGCGGUGCAGGCCAUCUCCGCGGCCGGCAGGAGGAGCUGAGCGGCUGGCUGCCGCCGCCUGUGCCAGCCCUGGUGGCGCCGUGCACCGAGGCCGGCUGCCUGUACCCUCGCGCAGCCCACGCUGUUCUGUUGUUACAUCGCACUGAGAGCCUUGUGCUGAAUUUCAUCGGACCCGUCAGCGAGACCCCUAACGCAUUCAUCCCAUUGACCGCCUCUGUUUCAUUCCUUUUGUUCCCCAGUGAGAGAAAAUCCCUGCCUGCCUGCCUGCCUUUGCGCCACUUCCAAGCCCCUCCCCCUGCGCUCGUGCAGCAGUUACACCCAUGUGUCUGUGCAUGUGCCGUGAGAUACCAUUUUCAUUCAUCCCCCUCGUGCUACACCGCACCCGCGUCUGUUUUGGGUGCGGUGCAAGCCUGUUGUCACAUCAAGCUCCU